AUGAGGGGCUCUUCUCGAGCUGCGCUCUUCAAUAAUUAUUACUGGGGAAACCCUCAUGGCCCAGUUGAGAUGUUGGAAAGGUUCAUACUCCACAAAUUUAAUUUGAAGCAGCUCUUUACCAAGGACGAGAUGUUGAAGGUCACGACCUGGAAGAACAGAGAUGAGUUUGUUGAGAUUUUCAAGAGUGCCUGUGGGCACCUGGAGGCGGGCUUUGCAGUUGAAGGGAGAGAAGUGGACUCCACCCAUCACUCCUAUAUCCUUGCCAGUAUGCUGAGCCUACCCAACAAUGGGAGGAUUCUCCCUGGCAGGGGCUACCCUAAGACGGGUCUCCUGAUGAAUGUCCUGGCUGUGAUCUUCAUGAAGGGCAACUGUGUUGCCAAGGAAGACAUCUGGAGAUUCCUGAAAAAGAUGGGAAUGUAUCCUGGGAGGAAACACCUGGUCUUUGGAGAUCCUAAGAAGCUCUUCACCCAAAAUUUGGUGAGGCUAAAGUACCUGGUGUAUCAGCAGGUGCCUGGCAGUGACCCUCCAUGCCAUGAGUUCCUGUGGGGCCCGGAAGCACAUACUGAAACCAACAAGCUGAAAGUCCUGAAGUUUUUAUCCAGGGUUAAUAAAGCUUCCCUUGCCUACUUCUCAUCUCUUUAUGAAAUCUCUAAAAGAGAUGAGGUAGAAAGAGCCCAAACCACAGGUGCAGCCAAAGAUGGCUGUACUGCCAAACCUAGUGCAGUGUCCAUGGCCACAGAUCCCACCGCUUCUUCCAGCCCAGUUGAUGUGUGA
Heterocephalus glaber (naked mole-rat) is the source of this 774-nucleotide messenger RNA. RefSeq names its product melanoma-associated antigen B3-like. NCBI's taxonomy places the organism in Eukaryota, Metazoa, Chordata, Mammalia, Rodentia, Bathyergidae. Gene Ontology annotation, cellular component: nucleus. Gene Ontology annotation, biological process: negative regulation of transcription by RNA polymerase II. The record is from RefSeq and is a predicted model, not a curated record.